This is a messenger RNA of Suillus clintonianus, 1370 nucleotides long. RefSeq lists its product as uncharacterized. The record is from RefSeq and is a predicted model, not a curated record. Bases 207 to 1199 code for a protein of 330 amino acids. The transcript is spliced from 7 exons. NCBI's taxonomy places the organism in Eukaryota, Fungi, Basidiomycota, Agaricomycetes, Boletales, Suillaceae.
UCACCUUCGUGAUGCGCCCACAGUGUCCAUGAUGAAAUAUGAAAGUUAAUAAUGAAACAGCGAGAUACCACGAGGAUAUCCAUCAACACGCUCCACUAUCAGGGACGAUGGAUUCCAUAUAACGACAUGCGCAAUACUCCAGGAACAGGCCACACACCUUCAACACAUCUGCUAGGCUGUGGAUAGCUUUAGUAAAUAUUUGCGUCAUGGUUUCAGCAGGGAUGCCGUUGGAUGCCGCUUGUUUAAUGGCAAUGGCACUGGAAGGCAUUGUAUAUGGCUUCUCGAUCCUCAUGUUCAUGGGUACCAUAUGGAUCUUGGCUUACGAAAAGCGCGCGCAAGAUAUCAACCGCCGAAUGAUCGUGGUGGCUAUCCUGCUGUUGAUACUGAGUACUGGGCACAUCGUCGCGAAUAUCGCUCGUAUUUAUGAUGGGCUAGUGAAGUAUCGCGACACGUACCCAGGCGGGCCAGUGGCAUUCUUCGCAGACCCUACCCAAAUAACACUUGCGAUCAUGCACGUGUUUUACGUCUUACAAACUCUACUCGCUGAUGGGGUAAUGAUCUAUCGCUGUUACGUGGUAUGGCAAUCAUUCUGGGUCAUUAUCCUACCAAGCCUGCUAUGGUGCAGCGUCGCAGUGAGCGGUGUUGGUGUGAUCUACAGUUAUUUACAAGCCGCAAGUAACUCCUUGGACUUCUUUGCCAACGUGGGUGGCGGACCUUCUCAGUGGGUUACGGCUUACUUCGCCUCGACUAUGGCAACGAAUGGAUUGAGUUCAGGAUUACUCGCAUAUCGCAUCUGGAUGAUUGAAAGCAAGGUCUCUGCAGCUCGCGCUACGAAGGGCACUAUGAUGCCAAUAGUGCGGGUGCUUCUGGAUGCCGCUGUUUUGUACACUGUAGUUCUUCUCAUCGCACUAAUAUGUUACCUGCUCUCGAACAAUGGAAUGGAACCCGCGGUGGACAUGAUCACGCCGAUCAUAUCAAUUGCAUUCUAUAUGAUUCUUAUUCGCAUCGCUAUCAAAAAUCAAAAUCGCACUCAUACCUCGACCAAUGGGACGAGACUAAGCAGUUUGCAGCAGUAUCCUAUGCAGGUCCAUAUAUCCAAACAUACGAGCAACGACGGUAACCCAGCAUGCGGAAUAGGGAAUGAAGACCAACCAUCGACAUCGAAGGAGGAGUCUGGAAAUGGAUCCUUGCGAUCAUAACCCAACCUGAACGCCAUUUAUGUCAGGUCCAUGCUUUGGACUUCUAAUAUUCACACAAACUCAGUUGACGUUGUUGUAUCUCACCAUUUAAUUGUAGUUCUAUUCCCCAGUUGCUGGAAAGGGAUCGAAGUCUCUUCGACAAAACUUGGCAUCACAAUCUCGUAGAUAUCC